Messenger RNA from Ceutorhynchus assimilis (cabbage seed weevil), 1773 nucleotides. The record is from the annotation of a GenBank genome assembly. NCBI's taxonomy places the organism in Eukaryota, Metazoa, Arthropoda, Insecta, Coleoptera, Curculionidae.
AACAUGUUUGCUAACUUAGUAGGGCUCUGUCUGUUUCUAAUGGCGUAUUGAUCUUAUAGUUUCGGUUAUAAGGGAAGAAAAUCUGAGGAAGUACCAGACCUAAAAUAACCGGAAAACGUCAACUUCUUUUUUUUUGUGCUUGUUCUUUAGUGUUUCAAAUUGUUACAAAUUCUUCCGGCUCAUGACUAUACUACAAUAGGUAAUAUCUGAUAUUGAGAAUUCGGAUCUUCUAGAGCCAUUUUGUAGAAGUUGCUUCAAUAAUUUCAAAUAUUCUUCCGAUAAAAGAGCAGCUAAUAAACGUUAUUCAUCUCUUUACGUGGAACGCCUCGAAGUCAAAAACUUGACGUCCGCCAUCUAAACCGGAGGUGGUUGGGGGCUGAGAUUGAAAAUUGCCUGACCGACAGCAUCGAAAGUUUAACAACAAUAAUUAGCUAUUUUUUGGUAUACCAAUAACGGGUGUGAGCUAUCUGGUCUCGGAAAGUGGAUUUUUACUCAGCCAAAGAUGGUAUAUGUGGCUUUUUGUCAGUUGAUGGAUUUCACACAAAAUAGUUAUUUGCCAAUUAUUCAAAUAUUUUGUCGAAUUUCCGCUUUGUAAGACAUGUUUGGGAAGUGGGAAGGGUGAAGCCUAGAGUUAUGUAUCAGCCUAAACGUGAAGUAUACGUGGCUAUUUUCCAAUGCUUUAGCCACCGAAACCAGUAAACUUUGCCGCAACAUUUCCAAUGAGUCCCGAACCCGACGUCAGUCGAACACAGCCGACGCACUGUUAAUGAUUAUAGUAUGAGCAUGUUCAAUUUUACUCAAUUCGUUUUUACUCGCUUAUUUUACUAAUGCAUAAAAUAAAUCUCAUUUAAUAAUUAAAUUCUUUUCUUUGGACAAAUAAUUUAUUUCUGGUGCAGGUAUCUCAUUAGAACCUUUCAAGUUUUUCAAUUAAACUUAUGGAACAUAUGACAUUGCUAGUCGCAAUGUGAUAUUUCCCUUUCCUAUAUCCGUUGUUGCUCCUAGCAAUUGACGCAUUUGUUGCCGGAGAACCCAGGCUACUUGUUAUUGAAACGUUGAAACUAAAAUUAAACAAUAUAAUAUUAUUAGUGUUUUUUUUUUAUAACCUUGGGAACUCUUAUAAGAAAUUCCAUAUAAAAACCAAUUAAAUUCAAACUUCAAUAUCAUAAUUAUUUAUCAUAUCUCAAAUAUUUACCCACUAAUUUGUAAACAAUGGGUUUGUUCCAGCCUUGCAGUCAGUCAGCUAUUCAAAUUACUAUGCUUUGCGUUGAAAUUUGCACAAGAAUUAGACCAUUGAAUGUUUUUUCGGCGAAAAUGGGGAAAACCCAUUCGCAUUGUUGUUAACUAUUUAUUUGACUAAUUUCAGCUAGUCUUGCAACACUCGUCGAACUGAUUUAAACAAUUAUGUAUUCAAUCAAAGCUAUUUUUGCAUUAGUUUUUGUGUGCUUGAUGAUUUUUGAGGUCCAUUCUGCGGCUACAUCAAGAGGUUGCUCACAACCUUUUGAAGAAUACAACAGUUGUGGUUCAGCUUGUGAAGAAAAUUGUUCAGGUGUGCCGCAAGCAUGCAUUUUGGUUUGUAAGCAGGGAUGUUUUUGUAGACAUGGCUAUGUAAGAGGCAGCAAUGGAAAUUGUAUUCAACACUCAGAAUGCUAGAUUUUUAUAUUCCCAUUUUGUAAUAAAAGGAAAAAUAAAGUAAAAUUUGAAAUGAACUCGCUUUUUGAUCACAGCACAGGAAUCCAAAAAGCAGAUGAUUAUUUAAUUGAAAAACGCAUAGGA